Exaiptasia diaphana is the source of this 1135-nucleotide messenger RNA. Its product is annotated as cyclin-dependent-like kinase 5. Gene Ontology annotation, molecular function: cyclin-dependent protein serine/threonine kinase activity; ATP binding. The transcript has 12 exons. Gene Ontology annotation, cellular component: nucleus; cytoplasm. Lineage: Eukaryota; Metazoa; Cnidaria; Anthozoa; Actiniaria; Aiptasiidae. Gene Ontology annotation, biological process: protein phosphorylation. The record is from RefSeq and is a predicted model, not a curated record. Bases 133 to 1020 code for a protein of 295 amino acids.
CCGCCGAAGAUUAGUCCAGCCAGCCAGCCGUGUGAACAAGGGCUUUUUUUAUMAAAGAAACAUCAAUUUAAAGGACUCUUUCAUAUCAAUACCGAAUCAUCGAACUCAAAUAACCAUUUAUGUAUAAAUAUAAUGCAGAAAUAUGAAAAGCUGGAAAAGAUCGGCGAAGGAACCUAUGGAACUGUAUUUAAAGCGAAAAACAGAGAAACUCACGAAAUUGUUGCUCUGAAGCGCGUUCGCCUCGAUGAGGAUGAUGAGGGAAUUCCAAGCUCCGCUUUAAGGGAAAUCUCCAUCUUAAAAGAAUUGAAACACAACAAUAUUGUUAGACUUCAUGAUGUUUUGCAUAGUAAUAAAAAGCUCACCCUGGUUUUCGAGUUCUGUGAUCAGGAUCUAAAAAAAUACUUUGACAGUUGCCAAGGAGAAGUAGAUGCUCAUGUUGUCAAGUCAUUUAUGUUCCAACUUCUUCGUGGUUUGGCAUUUUGUCACAGUCACAGUGUUCUCCACAGAGAUCUCAAACCUCAAAACCUACUGAUUAAUAAGGAUGGUGAGCUAAAGCUGGCAGACUUUGGACUUGCAAGGGCAUUUGGCAUUCCUGUAAGAUGCUAUUCUGCUGAGGUAGUGACAUUGUGGUACAGACCUCCAGAUGUUCUUAUGGGUGCCAAGCUUUACUCAACGUCUAUUGAUAUGUGGUCAGCAGGUUGUAUAUUUGCAGAGAUGGCAAAUGGAGGUCGACCUUUGUUCCCAGGCAAUGACAUUGAUGAUGAACUUAGAAGAAUUUUCAAAAUUUUAGGAACGCCUUCACUAGAAACAUGGCCAAAUGUCACAAAGCUCCCUGCCUAUAAAGACCUCCCACCCCAAGGACCAUUKGUUUCUCUAGAACUUGUAGUACCUAAUUUAUCGACAACUGGAAGAGAUUUAUUGCAGAAACUUUUGGUUCUCAAUCCAGCACACAGAAUUUCAGCGGAAGAUGCCAUGAAGCAUCUUUACUUUGCUGACCUGAGUCCUAACUAUAGAGCUUAGGAUUUACCAGUCAAGYUCAGUCACGCAACGCCCGUCACAACUCCYAUAUCAACUGUAUACAUAGUGGCUCUACAGAUUGAUUCUACUGUGAAUAAUAAAAGAUUAUUAUAGACGA